Molecule: messenger RNA, 2995 nt
Organism: Ctenopharyngodon idella (grass carp)
Lineage: Eukaryota; Metazoa; Chordata; Actinopteri; Cypriniformes; Xenocyprididae
Gene: slc10a4
Product: solute carrier family 10 member 4
Exons: 3
Coding region: 744-2039 (431 amino acids)
Biological process (GO): bile acid and bile salt transport
Cellular component (GO): membrane
Molecular function (GO): bile acid:sodium symporter activity
Source: RefSeq, a predicted model, not a curated record
UUUACUGUUAGGCUAUAUAAAUAAAUUUUGUCAGUGGAAAACAAUCUAAUAUUUGAUACAAUUGACACAUUUUACUUGUGAUAUUCUCCAAAUAGAGUAAGAAUUUUAAUUGCAUUGUCAAUACGGUAUGACAAUUCAUAAACAAGAUCACUGAACAUAGCUACUGGAAUAAUUGUGUGAAAAACAAUUAGCCUAACGAAAUUUGUGAACAAAUGAUUUAUGGUGAAUGCUAGAGGACCCUAUCGUUAUUCUUGUAUAUUUAAGUUGUUGUUUUUUUCACCUAGACUAAAUAUUUUCAUUUCUGUCAGUAGGCCUAUUCUCUAGUAGAUCAUUGUAACCUAAUGGCAAUAAAGAUAUGCAUCAAAUUAUUCUAGCAACUGAGUGCUUAAAACACAGAAAUGAACAAAGGUGGACAUGUUAGUUAACUAAAUACCGAAACGCGAUUUCUCUCACGCGGACAAUCCAAUUCCAACGCAUUUCUCCAGUCUUCGUGAUCAGUUUCUGAGUUCAUUUUUGUGGAUGGCGCCUGUAAUGGCUCUUGGUGACGCGCGUUCCACGCCAAACCCCUCCCGGUGGCACCGCGCGCUCAGCGCUGGACAGCCCAGUGUCCCUCAGUCACUGCUGACAGACGUACAAUGAUCCUGCGCCGCUAGGAGACCGCGCGCCUUUCUCAUCAGGUCAGGGAGGAGACACCAGCGGAGACCGAAGUUUCCUUUGGAGAGCUCCAGUGCCCUGGAGACGCGAUGGAGACCUCCAGCAUCGUGCCAAACACCGACGCGUCCACCGCCGCGCUUACGCGACUUCUGAACUUCACGGAAGAUCCAGCCAGCUUCUCGGAGAAGCCUUCCAUGGCAGGGUUGCGCGCCACAGAAGAGCCGCUGUCUCUCGUGGUCAGCAGCUUCAGGACUGAUGUGGCUCCAGCGGGGCUCCUGGCGGGUCAAUUCUCGCCCUCUGAAGAACCCACUCACCUGAUUGUGGCUUUCUGGGAUUCACCAUUGAGUCACGGGAUUAACGUGUUUGUUGGCUUUGUCCUGUGCUUCACCAUGCUGGGGCUGGGCUGCACAGUGGACCUCAGUCAGCUGGGCGAGCACAUCCGAAAGCCCAUAGGAGUCCUGCUGGCGGUGGUGUGCCAGUUUGUCAUCAUGCCCCUCAUCGCCUUCCUCUUGGCCCUGGCCUUCUCCCUCGAUGAUGUGGCUGCUAUGGCUGUGCUGCUUUGCGGCUGCUGCCCUGGAGGAAACCUCUCCAACAUCAUGUCAUUGCUGGUCAACGGCGAGAUGAACCUCAGCAUUGUCAUGACCAUCUCGUCCACUGUCCUGGCGCUCGUGCUCAUGCCGCUGUGUUUGUGGAUGUACAGUCGCGCAUGGAUCAACACACCCGUGGUGAACCUUCUGCCCUUCGGCGCGAUCAUUCUCACCCUCUGCAGCACCCUCAUUCCCAUCGGGCUCGGGGUCUGGCUUAGACAUCGCUAUGCUCGAGUAGCCGAAAUCAUCAUUAAGGUGUCUCUUUGGUCUCUUCUGGUCACUCUGCUGAUGCUUUUCAUCAUGACUGGAACUAUGCUGGGCCCGGAGCUGCUGGCCACCAUCCCUGCCUCCGUCUACCUGGUAGCCGUGCUCAUGCCCAUGGCCGGCUACGCGGCAGGAUACGGCCUGGCGUCGCUCUUCGAUCUCCCCCCCAACAGUCGGAGGACUGUGUCUUUAGAAACCGGAUGUCAGAACGUGCAGCUCUGCACAGCCAUCCUGAAGCUGGCGUUCCCUCCACAGCUGAUGGGAGGCAUGUAUAUGUUUCCUCUGCUGUACGCGCUCUUCCAGGCAGCAGAGGCUGGCAUCUUCAUUCUGGUUUACCGCAUGUAUAGGAAAGAGGUAUUACAUAAACAGGACCUCAUGGAGGAGGAGGAUGAUGAUGAUACAAACAUAUCCUACAAGAGAAUGAAGGAAGAAGAUGUACCGUUUGAUUCUACUUAUGGUGCGGUAACAGUGAGCGAUCCCAAUGUCAUUGUGCUAGAGUCACAGGAUACAGUUGGAAGCCCCACACCUGUAUAAGGGCACAAAAACAACUGACUUGAGGCUCACUAUAGACACUGGACCGACCUGCGUAUUUACAUUAGGAUUUAUUCAUAUCAUCACUCACUGUUAAAUUUCUUACUAAUCCCAGCAUUCUAACUAAUAUGUGCCAAAAAGGAUUGCAAGACUUGGAAACUAAUAUCAUGACAUCAUACAGUGGGCGGCAGUACUAAAGUUGAAUAUCCAAGCCAAUGUUUUAGAUUUUUAUCUAAACACACUGGCCAGAUAUUACCAUUCAAUCGAAUUUUCUGAAAUUAGCAUAAAAUAUAUGCCAAAUUCAAAAGCAAACACACAUGCUCAGUAAAAAAGUUUAAAAAAAGUUUAAAAAAAUUAAUAAUACCAUUUUUAGACACAAAUAUAAAUAUUAUAUAUAUACUAUAUAUAUAUUUGUCUAUAUAAAUUUUAUAUUUUAUAUAUUUUUUUGUCAUUAUUACUGAGCAAAUUUGAUCACUCAUUCAUUCAUUCAUUCAUUCAUUCAUUCAAAUAAUGUACACUUUCAGAGUGUCAUGGAUGUAUGCAAAUCCACCAUUAAUAUAGAUUGAUGCUGCUGUUUGUAAAUGAAUCCUGCUAUUAUCCCAGUAAAAGGAUUACAUUGGCUUAUUUGAUUAUGUGGAUAUAGAGGAUGAGAAGACUGAUUCACAUCCCACCCCUUAUAUUGCACAUCACCCACUGUCAGUCUGUUUCUGAUUCCAAAACAGUAUUUUAUUUUAAGUUUAUUGCUUCCAAAGUAGUGUAAUUUUACAGGAUUACCACUGCUCGAUAUGACCAAUACCAAAGGCUACAACAACAUGUCAGUGUCAGACUCAAGAUUCUAGACAAAAAGUGAUCAUGUUUCCAUCUGAAAAUAUCCAAAUAUGCAAUUCAUCUCUGUAAUCGAAAUGUUUAUCAGCAUAUAAGAAAAUGCCUGCAAGAUGAAUAAAUGUUUACAACAAGCA